ACCAUGCUUUGAAUAAUUCUUUUAACAACAGUCAUGUAGACCCAUUUGCAUGUACCAUUCUUUCAAUUGCUUACCAGAACAAGCAUGGAAGCAACCGGAGAAAAAGCAUGGCAUUUUCUGCAUGUGGUUCGGAAUAUGGAAGUAAAUUCUAUGCUAUUUAUGGCAUAGCAACCAUCUUGUGUCUUCCUUUAUAAUCCCUAUGCAAAUCCAAUAUAGAAGAUUAACCUAACCAUGUCCCUAUCUAUAUCAUCACAGCUUCAGAGGCAUGGUUUUAGGAUUCAACUCCCAAGGCUUUCUCUAUUAUCUUUGAUUCAAGGGGGUUCUGUGAGUUUUCUUGUUUUGGUUUGACUUUGUUGGAUAGAUUUGUUAAGGGAAAAUUGCAGUUUCUGAUUUGUUGAAACUGCAAAAUUUAAGGGUCUCAAAGUAGCAUUAGAAUUGUUCAUGGUCAUGGAUGUUUGUUAGUAAUGUUCUUAGUUCUUAUAUACUACUAGAAAGUAGUGAUUGAAGUUUCAACUACCACUAUUGGUGUAGUGUGUUCGGAGCCAAAUCUUUAACGUGAAUCGUCACUCUAUCUCUACAUUCAACAGAAACAAUAAAAAGUAACUUGUGCAUCAAUUGAACCUGUGGUGUGUUGAUGUGAUUUUGUGACGUUGUUCUAAAUACGCUAUACAAUCUCAAUUGAGUUAAAACUAAGCAAUUAAAAGCCUUUAAGGUGAAUUUGGAUCAAUGGUUUCUUCUGUCUUUACCCUUAUCUGUGUUCUUCAUGCCUCAAUAGCUCUUACUUGUGGAGCUUUGAUGAUAUUUUACUCCAAAGAGAUCUCUGUGCUUGGCCAUGGACCAGAAACUGCAAGCAAGCUUAAAGGGACAACACCCCAUGAUCAGCUUUUGAUUGAGACCUCUGACUCCUUCUCUGGCUUGUUGUUGUUCACAAUAGGGUUAUUUCUUUUGAUGGUUGCCUUUGUUAAGGACAGAGAGUUUCAAAGUUUCUUUGCCAAAGGGUGUGUGAUGCUCCACAUUUCCAUGGCAGUGUGGAGAUUCUUCUUUGAGAGGAAGCUUGGAGAUCUGGCACAUGAAUGGCCUAGGCAUGCUGUUGGGGACAUUGCACUGGCCAUUUCAUGGGUCUUCUUUCUUGUGUACACAUGGAGAGAGAAAUAUGAUUAGUUAGUUUAUCUUAUUGCAACAAGUUUUGGUGCUUGUGGUAACAACAUGGCCCCAAAAAAGGUUGAGUUGUUUUAGUUGGAUUGGAAGGAACCAAUGUUUUCACUUCAAUGUUGUUUGGACACUUCAAAGGGAUAAUUUAAUUUGAGGAAAUUUUGGGUCUCAAUUGGCCUUGUGAAUGCUCAAAUUCUUGACAUGAAUGGAGAACCAUUAUAGAGUUAUGGUCUUGUUCAAAGAAAGGAUGGAAUAGCUUUGGAGGACCACAGAUUCUUUGUGACAUUAUUUAGAAUCUGGGUUGGGUUGGGUUGGCAACUUUCCUUGAUUGAUGCAAUUUGGGAACUCUAAUUAAUGUGAUCUUCAUUUUCUGCACAAGGAGUGUGUAGUUUGUAAGUUGAGUAGUAUACAUGUGUUGUUGUAAAUUUCUUGUAGCCAAUUUGAUUUUUAUGGAUAAAAAACAAACUUUAUUUUCCUUUCAUCCUUGAAAAUGUACCAGUUUCUAUUACCCACUUCUGGCUUCAAUUGAGAAAGUUCUGAAUGU
Messenger RNA from Cajanus cajan (pigeon pea), 1696 nucleotides. RefSeq lists its product as uncharacterized. The record is from RefSeq and is a predicted model, not a curated record. NCBI's taxonomy places the organism in Eukaryota, Viridiplantae, Streptophyta, Magnoliopsida, Fabales, Fabaceae.